AUUGCAGUCAGAAAAAAAUCAGUUUUCUGGACUAACACCCUAGCAAGCUAUCAACCAAAAUGAAUUUCGGCAAAAUCUUCGCUUUCCUCGUCAUCGCUUUGCUUGUCAUUGCUGGACAAACUGAGGCCUCGAAAUUGUCCAAAGCUUUGAAGAAAAUCGGACACGCUGGCUCAAAAGUAGUUAGCGGAAUCGAAAAAGGAGCUGAAGUUGUCGGAACUGUUUGUGGAUUGAUUACUUGCUAAGAAAAUUCUGGCAAGCAGAGAUUCCCCCCUUUAAAAUGGCCGCAUAAUUUGUUUAUAAUUUAGCACGAUGGAUACUCAACUCAGCAGCUUUGUAAUAAAAUAAGGAUGACAGCGAA
Hermetia illucens (black soldier fly) is the source of this 358-nucleotide messenger RNA. RefSeq names its product cecropin-B1-like. The coding region runs from base 60 to 242 and encodes 60 amino acids. Gene Ontology annotation, cellular component: extracellular region. Gene Ontology annotation, biological process: antibacterial humoral response; defense response to Gram-negative bacterium; defense response to Gram-positive bacterium. The transcript has 2 exons. The record is from RefSeq and is a predicted model, not a curated record. Lineage: Eukaryota; Metazoa; Arthropoda; Insecta; Diptera; Stratiomyidae.